Molecule: messenger RNA, 1095 nt
Organism: Encephalitozoon cuniculi GB-M1
Lineage: Eukaryota; Fungi; Microsporidia; Unikaryonidae
Exons: 1
Coding region: 1-1095 (364 amino acids)
Biological process (GO): biosynthetic process; cytoplasmic translational initiation
Cellular component (GO): eukaryotic translation initiation factor 2B complex; guanyl-nucleotide exchange factor complex
Molecular function (GO): translation initiation factor activity; guanyl-nucleotide exchange factor activity
Source: RefSeq, marked provisional
AUGUUUGAAAUAAUCAUUUUGAUAGGUCCUGGGACUGAGCUGUUUCCAAUAGUGAACGAGAGGUUCUCAAAGGCCUGUCUCCCAAUCAUGAACAGCCCGAUGAUUCUGCACACGAUGAGAUCCCUUUCAACCGUUUCAAAAAAGUUCUUUGUGGUUGGCCUGAAUGAAGAGAAGGAUGAUCUUAUGAAUGCCAUAGGAGACAACAUCGACGUGCCUGUGGAGUAUGUGGGAAUCGACACUUAUGACGGAACCGUGGCAUCUCUUUUAAGUAUAUACCCGAUGAUAGCAUCUGAAGAUGUUCUCGUGUGCAAGGGAGACAUUGUGACCAAUAUGGACAUUCAAGCGAUGGCAUCCAAUUACUUCGGUACUAAGAAGAUGUUCAUGGUUAUUCUGGGGAAUGCCACAUCGGAAGUGUCCAUUCUGGGAUACAGAGGUGACGAACUGGUGUUUUACUCAAGCGACAGCAAUGAAGAGAUUCCAUUUCACCUGCUGAAGAAAGGACUAACCCUGACGAAAGAUCUUGAUGUUCUCCAGCUCUAUAUGUUCAAAACAUCCCUGUUCAAGAUGUUUAGCUCCAGCUGCUUUAGCUUCAAGCACGGGCUCCUACCCGACAUUGUGAAAGACCUUGCCCUAGUGAACCCAGUUGGGAUCCAUAGACCUGCAAAGAGUUAUGUUUAUCAGAUAAGGACGAUUAGCAACUAUUUAUGGGUGAAUACUCUGCUGAAGAGGCAUGCGAUUAGCAUCGAUAAGAAGUUGAAGACAAGCGAGUCGAAUGCAAAGUUUAUAAAGGACUAUGUGAAGAAGUACAACCUCAAGGACUUGAGCAACGUGGUUGGAGAUAAUACAAGGACAGGCAACGUACUACUUCUCGACUCGAUAAUUGGAAGUGGAUGCGACAUUGGUGAGGAGUCAAAGAUAAUAUCCUCGAUUGUGAUGGACAACGUUUCGAUUGGACAUGGAUCGCACAUUGAAGGAUCGAUAGUUGGGAUGGGGGCAACUAUUCUUGAUGGGAGCACCCUGAUCAACUGUAAGGUAUCCCCGGGAUAUGUGUUCAAUGAGGUGGUUCAUGGAGAUUCCCAGUCCUUCAGCAAGUAA